Molecule: messenger RNA, 2718 nt
Organism: Papilio polytes (common Mormon)
Lineage: Eukaryota; Metazoa; Arthropoda; Insecta; Lepidoptera; Papilionidae
Exons: 3
Coding region: 1271-1759 (162 amino acids)
Source: RefSeq, a predicted model, not a curated record
CUUUAGGCUACAAACUAACAUCCAUCCAUCCAUCCAUCCAUCUAAACUUUCGCAGUUAUAAUAUUAGAUAACAUUUGCUUUUGGCCUUCGUUCUUCGUUGGCGAGAAAAAAAAAGUCAACAUAAGUAACCUAUGUGUUAACUACCCCUCCCUAUCCAAGUUGUCGACGCUCAUUGUAAAUCGGGCACAAAAUUCUAAACAUGAGUUUGGACUAUAUUUUUAGCAUGGGCUAUUUAUGCUUGUUAAGAAAAAUAAAGUUAAAAAAAAUUGAAUUAUCUCCUUAUAUCAUCGUAGCUUACUCAUCAGCUGUAUAAAAGUCUUGAUUAUGAAUUCAUUCUUAACUGUCUGCCUAGCCGUCUAGAGAUAUGUUUUCCCCAUUGUUUCUUUAACUCUACGAGUUUUUUCUUAUUGUAAUAUUCAAUGCUGUUAUGUCUCAUAGCGAUAGCCCAUUGACUUGAAUAGAUGCGAUAGGAUUUUUUGCAUUUGUUAUAUUAAAUCGUAACUAAAACAUCAACUGAGAUGACGUCAGUUUUGAAUUCGAAGUCUCGGAAAAGGAUAUCGGGUAAUGAUAUAUGUUUUAAAGGCACGGACUACGGUGAAUCCUCAUUAGCGGUGUUUUAUCCUUAUUUUAUUAAUAAAAUAUUAAUUUAUGUAAAUAGCAAUAAGUCUCAUCGGUCAAUUAAUCGUCACUCUGAUAUAAGUCUACAUCAGAGUGACAUAAAUAACACAGAUAGCUUUAUUUAAAAAUUUAAUAUCGCAAAUAUUAAAUGUAUCAAGAAAACAGUGUACCCGUUUUAAGGGUGGUAACGCAUCUGCGGUUGUCCUAGCGUUGCGGACGUCUGUGAGCGUUAGAUCGAAAAAAAUUAGGCGAAGCGCUGCUUGUAUCCUACUAAAAAAUAAACAUCAACAGAAUCAUAACUAAAUAGCUUCAGUGUUCAUUAAACUAGAAUGCAAUAUCGCUGUUUAAAAUAAAACUCAAAGGACUAAAACGACCUCACGCCUAUAACAUCUAGACAAGGAAAUUAAUGUGCGCGAACCAUGUAGAAUCCUUGUAAAGUGUUGUGACGUGUGAUUUUGUAACAAUUUAUGUCAAUAUAAUGACUCAGUUUAUUGAUUUAAAAGGAUUUACAAGCUUGAAACCAAUCAGAAGUGCGUUUCGUUCGCUACUGUUAGGUAGCGCAAGACGCGAGACUAUCGUUUGAAUUAAACGAUCAUUUGGAUUUGUUGCGUGUUUUUGUGUUGUGAUUGACUUUUUAAAUUUUUGUGACAAAAUGAAGUUCUCGUAUUUAAUAUUUUUUGUGGUGCUAUUAAAUUUUCACCGUGAAAGUGUUACGCUCCCGAUAAAGGGUAGUACAAAAUUUAAGCUGCCAAAACCGCUUACAAGUGACACGGCGAUAACGAUUAAUGGAACUAUGAUAAUGGACAAUUCUUUAUCCGUGGCAUUGUCAGAAAAAGGAGGAAGUCACAUAUGUGAGUUAAACUACGACGUGUCUACAGAAAAAGUUUCCAUGACGCAGUUAAAGGACCCAAAAGUACAAUCCGAGGCUUAUACACUGUCAGAAUUCAUGACGCCCGUAAAAUUCGUACUACAUAUAGAACCGAAGGUAUACAGGGAUCAUUCGAUAAACUUCGAAUUAAACGUUAACAAUUCCGGUCCGAUAUCUAUAAUAUGUAUGACGGAUAGCUUCGAACCUGUUAACAAAAUUGUAGUUAAAGGCGCGGAGAGCAUUAGCAGUCUACAUUUCCAAUAUGACAAUUGAAAAAGAAAAUAUCCUGAUGAUGGACAGCAAACUCAAAAAUGUGUCUCAAUCGGCCCAAUGGGAUUUUACACACGCCGUAUGAUUAUAUAGAACACAUAGAUACCAUCUGGUUUACAGUGAUAUGUCGUUCAAGAAUAUCAAACAAUACAAGGGAAUUUAGACCCUAGAAUUUUUCACUUAAUUUGUAGUCGGGUUAACAAUUCCUCUUCGUCCCAACUCGUUAUCAGAGAACAAUUAAUUGUUGUCAUCGUUAACUUAUCGACAAUUAUUAUAUUUCAAUUAUGAUUUAAAUGACAAAUGUUUUAUCAGAAACUUGUAUUUAUACCAGUUUUAAGCCGAGACGGUUUUCAGAAACUUAGAUUGAGUUCAUUAGUGCCUGGUUCAUAAUGAUUGCAAUCUAAAUAAAACAUUAAAGUUACCUUUGCUAUAAAAUUCGACCAGGGUUAGUUUCUGAAACUACAUACAAUCGGAGUCUUAAUUUUGUUAUGUUAACAGACGUUUAUUAUGAAUGCUCGACGAUUGAAACCAUGAAAACUGUAAAAUCGUAGAUUUAUUUUAAGUUUCUCUUACAGUAUUAACGUACGCCUUUCAAGUACUAGUCAUUAAAGUUAUAAUUUUUGAAUAUUUGUUAGAAUAUCUGUAAGAUUUUAAGUCAUUUCACCUUCAGUUUUAUCUGCACACUUGUCAAUUUUACCUGUAAAACUGCCAACUGUUCAGUUAAGACUGAAAGUAUUUAGAGGAAUGUAACCGCGUUUCCAUUGCUAAAACACCAAAAAUAAACAUUUAAAGAGAACCCUCGCUAAAGUGAGGUUUGAUUUCAAACCCAUUAUGUUUUGUAUUGGCGUUUCCGCAGUGGAAAAGCGGAUUAAUGUAUUCUAGUCAAAUAACUUAUGAUUCAAUCUACGGCUGGUCCGUUAUUUAUUAUUGUACUUUAAGUAAAUUAUUAUUUUGAUUUUAAU